CCCAACAGCUGGUCGUGGUCAACCUCCUCCUUUGAGUGAUUGUCAGGGUCACGAGGAAAAAAAGACAAAAGUACAGUGAUGGAUCCGCUGGUUGCUGCAAUUGACCAGGGCACGAGCUCCACGAGGUUUCUGGUGUUCAAUGCAAAAACAGCUGAGCUGAUUAGUCACCACCAAGUGGAGAUCAACCAGAGUUUCCCCAAGGAGGGCUGGGUGGAGGAGGACCCCAGAGAGAUAAUGCAGUCGGUGUACGAGUGCCUGGAGAGGACUUGUGAGAAACUCUGCCAGCUCAAUGUCGACGUCGCCAACAUAAAAGCGGUGGGGGUGACCAAUCAGAGAGAGACAACCCUGGUUUGGGACAAAGAGACCGGAGAGCCACUCUACAACGCCAUUGUUUGGCUGGACCUGCGCACACAGUCCACAGUGGAGAGUCUCAUCAACAAAGCACCGGGCCAGAACAAGAACCACCUCAAGCACAAGACGGGCCUCCCCAUCAGCACCUACUUCAGUGCAGUGAAGCUACGCUGGCUGCUGGACAACGUGGAUGAGGUGCGACAGGCAGUGCGGAGUGGGCGGGCCAUGUUCGGCACGGUGGACUCCUGGAUCAUCUGGUGCCUGACGGGGGGCAAGGACGGGGGGGUCCACUGCACAGACGUGUCCAACGCGAGUCGCACAAUGCUCUUCAACAUUCACAGCUUGGACUGGGAUCCCGAGCUCUGCAGGUACUUUGACGUCCCGAUGGAAAUCCUCCCCGAAGUCAGAAGCUCCUCUGAAAUAUACGGCUGGAUGAAAUCCAGCUUUCUUGCAGGAGUUCCCAUCUCUGGGUGUCUCGGCGACCAGUCAGCUGCUCUGGUUGGUCAGAUGUGCUUCCAGGAAGGCCAGGCCAAAAACACGUAUGGGACCGGCUGCUUCCUGCUCAGAAAUACAGGGACCAAGCCUCUGGUGUCAGACCACGGCCUGCUGACAACAGUCGCCUACAAGCUGGGGAAAGACGAGCCGGCCUGCUAUGCUCUCGAGGGUUCCGUGGCCAUCGCCGGAGCGGUGGUGCGGUGGCUGAAGGACAACCUGGGCAUCGUGCAGUCUUCCUCAGACAUCGAGAAGCUAGCAGCUGCAGCCGGCACGUCUUCCGGCUGUUACUUUGUGCCGGCCUUCUCCGGCCUCUAUGCCCCGUACUGGGAGCCCAGUGCAAGAGGCAUCAUCUGUGGGCUCACUCAGUUCACCAACAGGAACCACUUGGCCUUUGCUGCCCUCGAGGCCGUCUGCUUUCAGACCAGAGAAGUCCUUGAUGCGAUGAACCAGGACAGCGGCGUCCCUCUGACGCAGCUGCAGGUGGAUGGAGGCAUGACCUCCAACAGGUUACUGAUGCAGCUGCAGGCCGACAUCCUCUGCAUCCCCGUAGUGCUACCCACCAUGUCGGAGACCACGGCUCUGGGUGUAGCCAUGGCGGCGGGGGCAGCAGAGGGGGUGGGCGUGUGGAGCUUGAGCCCCGGUCAUCUACCGCAUGUCACGUCUGAGAAGUACAAGCCUCAGAUCAACUCUGAAGAGAGCGAGUUCCGCUUUGCUCGUUGGAAGAAGGCCGUCCAGAGAUCCAUGAACUGGGAGACCACAGAGCCUUGCUGCAACUCCAACGGUGUAGGAAAGAUGAACGACGAGCCCUGGGGGGCUCCACCCCCUCCUCCCUCCGCCAGAGCAGCCCCCUAAGAUCCCCAGGUGUAACCGGUUCUACACCUUCAUGGGAACCUGCUGCGGAGCGAGACUGGAAGAGAAAGGGACUCGCAGGGCGGCCGUCAGGAGUUGUUCCCAGCGGCUCAUCUAGCAGCUCUGGAACCAUUUGAGCACAUUUCCUUAUAGAGAAACUGGAUUUGCCUUCUUCCACUUGAGCAGUAAAGAUUAGUGAGGCUGAAGUAUUGUACUACUGCACCUCAUCACUGGAACACAAGGGAGUACGCUGCAUUUGAAGUGUUGUACCUCUUUCUUAACUUUGGAAUGUAUGACAUUGUAUGGGACUAAUUCAGUUUGUAUAGAAGAGACUGCAUAACUUAUUGAUUAGUGUUUGUUCUAGUGGAGAUGAAAAUAAAUAAUUACAGUUGAAUGUAAUAAAUAACUUUUUUCACAAUGA
This is a messenger RNA of Cyclopterus lumpus (lumpfish), 2116 nucleotides long. RefSeq names its product glycerol kinase-like. The transcript is spliced from 20 exons. NCBI's taxonomy places the organism in Eukaryota, Metazoa, Chordata, Actinopteri, Perciformes, Cyclopteridae. Gene Ontology annotation, molecular function: glycerol kinase activity. Gene Ontology annotation, biological process: triglyceride metabolic process; glycerol-3-phosphate biosynthetic process; glycerol metabolic process. The record is from RefSeq and is a predicted model, not a curated record. Bases 79 to 1698 code for a protein of 539 amino acids. Gene Ontology annotation, cellular component: mitochondrion.